AAUCAUUUAUCCCAUAUUCCUGUUUUACUACUUGAUACAUAACAUCCAUGGAAUUCGUGUAUUACUUAGCAGCCAGUGUCCUUGUGUUUUCGUGCUGGACUAUAACCACCGCAGACCAAGAAUGCGUCGAAGGAAAAUAUGGAGUGAACUGUUCUUUAGAUUGUGGACAAUGUGAAAGUGCGGAGUUAUGUAAUACAACUUCUGGUGUUUGUAACGGUUCCUGCCAGGAUGGGUGGAAAGGGGUAAAAUGCGAUCAAGUGCAAGGACUACGACCAUUACUAAAAUUCGCCGUCAUCAUGGUUUUUGUCAUUACGGGAUCUGUUGUUGUGAUGGUAGCAUUUUUAUUGAUCUCGUACUGCGCAUGCCACAGAAAGAAGCAAACAGUCUUGGAAAUUGACGCCACAUCGGACUUCGACAAGUCGGAAGAUCCCACGCUUUCUAUGCGCAGACUCGAUGGCGACGGAUCCACACGAGAAGUGCGCAACGCGAGCAACGUGUACAGCUGGGGGUCAGAGUUCACGAAGGAGGGCGACAGGAAGAAUUACGUCAAUGUCCUAGCAUACAGGAAACUUACAGACGAGAAAACCAAGACAGAUGCGAUAUAUGCGAACACUCUCCCGGUACCAAACCGAGGAUAUGCAAAAACUGAUCAUUACGUAAACGUAAACCCAUGACAGGGCCGUAGCUAGCCCGAGUAAUCUGACUGUAAGAGAGGUAGAGGGACAUUUGGACAGUUAUACGCUCUCAUUACAGUCGGAGACCAAGCUAUGUAAUUUUCUUUCAAUCGCUGCCCAUCAAAGAGUAGUCAAAGAUUCCCGCUCUAAUACCACAACAAUCCUAUGUCCGUCUAGCUCUUUUACAGUUAGAGUACUCGGGCUAGGCCGUAGCGUGCCUAAAAUAACUGAUUCAGAGUACAGAAAUGUAAUUUAGUCUUCACAAAGUAGACAAAAAGACACGUUUAAGGGCUGUUCCAGAAUGUAUUGCAUAAGAGGGGUGGAAGGCACCUUGUUUAUUAUUUUAUGUCUGGUGGGUUUAUUUAGUAUAUAUAAAACAUUGUUUUGUUUUGUAGGUGGUGGGUAUAUCAGAACAUGUCUCCCUCCCCCCAUGUGAUAAAUUCUGAAAUAGCCAUGGUCAGUUUUUAAAAUUGUUUUGGGGGAAGGAGGAAACUGACGCCUCUCCCCCGCUAAUUACUGCCCUGCACAAUGACCACUGCGUACAGGUGAACGAGAACGAAGUGUAACUGAUGGCCGACAUGGACGAAUAUAUUCCAUUAGGUGAAUUUUCAUAAGUGAGUAAAUUAAUUAAUAAAAAUAAAUAAACUUUAUAAUAUCUGAAAUAAUCAAGUAAUUUUAACCCAUAAUACAGACAUGUUUCUCGUAUUUCCUAACUCUGGAAAGUAGGCCUACUGCUUUCAAGUUGAAUUUUUCUUUUCAUCAGCUUGCAUGUCUUAGAAAAAGAAAAGCAAACUGAACUUAGUGGGUGAACGGAAUCACGGAUUCUCCGAAAACACGUGAACUUGAUUUAUGGAAUAUAAAACUAAAAGGUAUAAUUCACCCUAUCAGCACUUCAAGUAUUUCUUUUUUCCCCUUUAUAUAUAGAAUUAUUUAGCAAAUUCAUCGAUGACGUAAUUUGCAAUAGAAACAAAAGGUUUUAUGCAAACUUGUUUUGUAGGAUCAAUCAAUUGAACGUUGCUUAUCAUAAACAAAAGUAAGUAUGUUUACUAUGCUAAGUGAUAAGGCAACUUUUAACAAGAAGACUUAACCAUGACGAUAUUACUGAACGUAGGACUGGUAGAAUGAAAUACCAUCUGGGCGAGAUCUCACAUCAUAUUAGGUCUCACUACACAGAUGUCAUCUGCCAUUCAAACCCAUGUUAAACUGCCCAACUUCAAGCGAAGAUUGCCCAUAGAACGGGUUCUCGUUGGCACUAACAACAUAAACCAUUGCAAACAUA
Molecule: messenger RNA, 1953 nt
Organism: Gigantopelta aegis
Lineage: Eukaryota; Metazoa; Mollusca; Gastropoda; Neomphalida; Peltospiridae
Exons: 4
Coding region: 48-674 (208 amino acids)
Source: RefSeq, a predicted model, not a curated record